Onychostruthus taczanowskii (white-rumped snowfinch) is the source of this 800-nucleotide messenger RNA. RefSeq names its product lin-28 homolog A (gene LIN28A). Bases 107 to 715 code for a protein of 202 amino acids. Gene Ontology annotation, molecular function: zinc ion binding; nucleic acid binding. The record is from RefSeq and is a predicted model, not a curated record. NCBI's taxonomy places the organism in Eukaryota, Metazoa, Chordata, Aves, Passeriformes, Passeridae. The transcript has 4 exons.
UUUUUUUUUUUUUUUUUGGCUGGCCUGAUACCCUCAAAGCUGGCCGAGGAGGAGGAGGGAGGAGGCGGUAACAGCCACAACUCGGAAUUUGCAAGCGAGUGUCGGGAUGGGGUCUGUUUCCAACCAGCAGUUUGCAGGUGCGAAGCCGGGCGAGGAGCCGGCCGGAGACUCGCCCAAGGCCGAGAACGAGUCCCAGCCCCUGCACGGCUCCGGCAUCUGUAAGUGGUUCAACGUCCGCAUGGGCUUCGGCUUCCUCUCCAUGACCGCCAAGGGCGGCGCCACCCUGGACUCCCCCGUGGAUGUCUUCGUGCACCAGAGCAAGCUCCACAUGGAGGGUUUCCGCAGCCUGAAGGAGGGCGAAGCCGUCGAGUUCACCUUCAAGAAAUCAUCCAAAGGUUUGGAGUCCAUCCGGGUGACCGGCCCCGGGGGCGUCUUCUGCAUCGGCAGCGAGAGGAGGCCCAAAGGGAAGAGCCUCCAGAAGCGCAGGUCAAAAGGAGACCGGUGCUACAACUGCGGCGGGCUGGACCACCACGCCAAGGAGUGCAAGCUGCCACCGCAGCCCAAGAAGUGCCACUUCUGCCAGAGCAUCAGCCACAUGGUCGCCAACUGCCCCGCCAAAGCACAGCAGUCGCCCAGCUCGCAGGGAAAGCCCGCCUACUUCCGAGAGGAGGAGGACAUGCACAGCCCGGCCCUCCUCCCCGAGAGCCGGGAAUGAUGCUGGGUGGCGGGGAGAGGGGGCUUCCACCGGGGUGAGAAGGCUUUGGCAAGGCAAGGGGCAGGGGAGGGGCUGGGGAGGGCAG